Molecule: messenger RNA, 846 nt
Organism: Talaromyces rugulosus
Lineage: Eukaryota; Fungi; Ascomycota; Eurotiomycetes; Eurotiales; Trichocomaceae
Exons: 1
Coding region: 1-846 (281 amino acids)
Biological process (GO): proteolysis
Molecular function (GO): glutamic-type endopeptidase activity
Source: RefSeq, a predicted model, not a curated record
AUGAAGCUUUCUAUUGCCGCCCAACUUCUGCUCGCAGCUUCUGCUGUUGCUGCUCCCUCUGGCCAUGGCCUCACUUCUCGCGUUUCUCGCCGUACCGGACGGGGAGUCGAGCGUCUCACCCAUCCCAAGAUCCCUGCUCCGGCCUUGACCGGCGACGAGAAAUCCAGGAUUGAGCAGGCCAACCGCACUCACGUCGACUACAGUUCUAACUGGGGUGGCGCCGUCCUCACCGCGCCUCCGUCCGGCACCACCUUCACCUCGGUGAGCGCCCAGUUCACUGUGCCAACUCCCCAACUGCCCUCAGGCGCCACUGCCGACUCGUCUGCCUCUGCCUGGGUUGGAAUCGACGGCGACACCUACUCUGCGGCCAUUCUCCAGACCGGCGUGGACUUUACUAUCUCCACGGCUGGCGAUGUUUCAUACGAUGCCUGGUACGAGUGGUUCCCGGACUACGCCUACGACUUCUCCGGCAUCGACAUCAGUGCUGGUGAUGUGAUCCAGGUGUCCGUCUCGUCGAGCAGCAGCAGUGCCGGUACAUGCGUGAUCGAGAACCUGACCAGCGGUCAGCAGGUUAGUCAGGAUCUGACGGCGCCUUCGUCCGACUCCAAUCUCGGAGGCCAGAAUGCCGAAUGGAUCGUCGAAGACUUUGACUCGAAUGGCAGCCAGGUGCCAUUUGCCAACUUUGGCACCAUCCAAUUCACCAACUCGGCCGCUGGAGUCUCUGACGGGUCCACCGUGGGCACCGACGGCGCCGAUGUUUUGGAUAUUCAGCAAAACAACGUUGUGUUGACCGAUGUUGAGGUCCCCAGCUCUUCCGAAGUUGACGUUACAUACACCGGCCCUUGA